GAUAAUUUUGCGAUACAGUCACACUAAACAGCUGCAACACGUGCGGCUUCGAAUUGUUUUGCUUUUCAAUUUUUAGGUUUUUUACUAAUUAAACACCUUUACCAUGAAGAUUCGCAAGAACCAUAGAGGCAAACAUUACCGCUAUAAUGUGAACCGCAAGACGCUGAACAAAACGCGCAGCUCCACUGGCAAGAUCAAGGAUCCCAAGCUCAAGAAGAUGUGGAUGGAGAACCAACGCGUGGGCACAAACUUUGCCGAGAUGGGUCUCGCCAAGGAUGCCAACAAGGCCAUUGCUAUACCGAGCUACAAAAAGGACCGCCUGUAUGCGGCAAAGGUGGUCAAUGGCUUUAUCGAGGAGGAGCUGGACGAGGACGAGCGCCGGGUCUUGGGCCUAAAGAAACCACCUGUGGAGGAGGCACCAAAGCGGGGGCAUGUUGUCCAGGAGCUCGAACAACUGGCCAGCGAGCGGGCAGAUCCGGAAUUUAGGUUACCCAAGGGCGUUGUGAAGGAGCUAACCUACUUCCUCAACAAACACAAGUUCAACUACAAGGCCAUGGUCACGGAUCGUAAGAAUUUCGGCCAAUGGACCUGGCGGCAGUUUCGCCUGAAAAUACGCAGGUUCAUGGCCAUUCCGGAGCAGUUCAACGUUUAUCUGGAGCAGAAGAAGUUGCCCGUUGGCGUUAAGCCCGAUUGGGAGGAGUACGAGUCAGACAGUGAAUGGACCUUGUAAAUGAGUGGGACAGACCUAUCAUAUGCUUGUGUAAUGCCUAGAUUUAUCUUCUAUCUUUAAAUAAACUGAGAAAUAGGAACGUGAA
This is a messenger RNA of Drosophila serrata, 815 nucleotides long. RefSeq names its product nucleolar protein 16. NCBI's taxonomy places the organism in Eukaryota, Metazoa, Arthropoda, Insecta, Diptera, Drosophilidae. The record is from RefSeq and is a predicted model, not a curated record. Gene Ontology annotation, biological process: ribosomal large subunit biogenesis. Gene Ontology annotation, cellular component: nucleolus.